AUGGCAAAGGGAAAAGGAGGAAAGAGCCUCAGGGCCAAGAAAACUAAGCAAGGAAAUCAUCAAGAAAUUGUAGAUACCAGUCCUUUUACUAAGCCACAGUUUCAUGUCCCAAAUGCCCAUCGUAUCCCUCCCAGGCCUCCAAAAGGAAGUAACCUUGGUUUCGAAACCAUCGUGAAUGAGAAACUGAAGAGCUCCCCCAAAGUCAAUACUGCCAGAGUGUUAAGAGCAAGAGAGAAGAACCAAGAUGGUGGUUCACCAUCACCGCUCAUCCAAUCAAUCUCACUACCAGUUUUUUGGUUAUGGAAGAUGAUCAUGCUGCUUCUUCAUGGCUUCAAGGCCCCGUUUUACGCGGAAAUUUCCCCCAUGACCACCGUCAGUGGUGUCCGCACCAUCGUCGAUGAAAAGCCGAAAUCCAAGAGGGGUGGAUCUAGAAAGAAGAGUAGGUAG
Molecule: messenger RNA, 447 nt
Organism: Sphenostylis stenocarpa
Lineage: Eukaryota; Viridiplantae; Streptophyta; Magnoliopsida; Fabales; Fabaceae
Source: the annotation of a GenBank genome assembly